This is a messenger RNA of Didymodactylos carnosus, 606 nucleotides long. The record is from the annotation of a GenBank genome assembly. Lineage: Eukaryota; Metazoa; Rotifera; Eurotatoria; Philodinida; Philodinidae.
AUGGGUAAUCGAGGUGCAAGAAAUACGGGUUAUGCUCCAUAUGGAGACCCAUAUUUGGAUCAGUAUGGAGCUGGAUAUUAUCCAGGUGGAGCAGCGCCUGGCCUGGGCGGUUAUGGUGGUGGCUACGAUCCAUAUGGUGGCUAUGGUGGUAUGAGUCCCUACGGAUAUAUAACUACUCCCGGUGCAAUUAUCGAAGAACCUUGGCAAACAACGCAAUGGAAUGAAUAUUAUGUACCAACUCCGGCUCGGCCCGUUGCAGGUGGCCGUCGCUCUCGACCUGUUAUUUAUGUAGCUGUUCCAAUGCCAGCAGCAAAUCCAUGUGCUGGAUUUGGCGGUGGAUUUGGAGGAGGACUUGGUGGAUUCGGUGGUGGUUUGGGUGGAUUCGGUGGUGGUUUAGGUGGAUUCGGAGGUGGUUUAGGCGGAAUGAGCGGGUUCGGCGGGGGUCUUCCAGGCGGGUUCGGGGGACUAGGAGGAGGCUUUGGGGGAGGAGGCUUUGGUGGAAUGGGAGGAUAUCAGGUAUUGCCCAUGAUGACUGUUGGGUUUGGUGGAUUUGCAGGACAAAAUUUGGGUUACUCACCUUUGGGUGGCGGUUUACCGUUAUAUUAA